AUGCCUUCAAAACUUCUCCCCUCCCCCCCCCCAGCCGAAGAGUCUGCCCCUCCCCCUCCCCCCCCGGCCUCCUCCUGGCGAAUCGGAGCUGCUUUUUGGAUUCUGGGCCUCUGUAACAACCUCCCGUACGUGGUGAUGCUCAGCGCCGCCCGCGACCUGCUGGAGCCACGCCCCGGGGAAGAGCGGAAGAAUCGGAGCCGGCACGACUGCGACCCCGUGGGGACCGGGGCCGUGCUAUUGGCCGACGUCGUCCCCGCCCUGGUGGUGAAGCUGCUGCUGCCCCUGGUGGGGCCUUACCUGCCCGACAGGCUGCGCGCGGUGGCCGUGGCCCUGUGCCUCUGGGGCAGCGUCAGCGCCGUGGCCGCGGCCACAGGGACCCUGAGCGGCCUCGGGGGUGUGGCCGUGGGCAGUGCGGGGGCGGGGCUUGGUGAGGUCACCUUCCUGACCCUGGCCUCCUCCUACCCCAGCUCCGGCGUCUCCUAUUGGUCGUCGGGGACGGGCGCGGCCGGAGUGGGCGGGGCUUUGGCCUUCUGGGGUUUGAGGGCGUGGCUGCCCCUCCCCCAGUCGCUGCUGCCCUUCCUGGCCCUGCCCCCUCUGAUGCUGCUCAGUUUCUUCUUCAUCCUCGGCCCCGCCCCUCCCCCCAGGCCGGCCCCGCCCCUCCCCCAGCCCGACGAAGGGGGCGGGGCCACGGAGGAGAAAUGGGGCGUGGCCAAGGCCGCGCUCCGCCAGGGGGCGCCGCUGGGCCUCGUUUACUUCGCCGAGUACUUCGUCAACCAGGGGCUGAUGGAGCUGCUGUACUUCCCCUCCUCGCCCCUCCCCCACAGCGCCCAGUACCGCACGCUGCAGCUGCUGUACCAGGCCGGCGUCUUCGUCUCGCGCUCGUCGCUGCGCUGCCUCCGCCUGCGGCGCCUCUGGGGGCUGGCGCUGGCACAGGUGCUGCUGGCCGCGUUCCUAUUGGCCGCCGUGGCUGUCAAUCAGCUGCUGCCCGCGCUGGGCGUGGCCGCGGCGCUGGCGCUGGGGGAGGGGCUUGUGGGGGGCGGGGCCUACGGGAACGCCUUCGCCAACCUGAGCGAGCAGGUGCCCCUCCCCCAGCAGCCGCUGGCCGUCGCUGUGGUCACUCUGGUGGCCGAAGUCGCCAUCGCCGCGGCCGGAGGGGUCGCCCUGGGGGCUCACGCCGCCUUCUGCGGCCAGGAGUGACCACUGAGUGACCGCUGACCACUGAGUGACCACUGAGUGACCACUGAGUGACCGCUGACCACUGAGUGACCACUGAGUGACCGCUGAG
Messenger RNA from Motacilla alba alba, 1285 nucleotides. It is a transcript of the gene CLN3, whose product is annotated as CLN3 lysosomal/endosomal transmembrane protein, battenin. NCBI's taxonomy places the organism in Eukaryota, Metazoa, Chordata, Aves, Passeriformes, Motacillidae. The transcript has 14 exons. Gene Ontology annotation, cellular component: lysosome; membrane. The record is from RefSeq and is a predicted model, not a curated record. Bases 1 to 1197 code for a protein of 398 amino acids. Gene Ontology annotation, biological process: lysosome organization; regulation of intracellular pH.